AUUCGCACCAUGUACCUCGGCAUACAAAGUCACCGGCAGAAGGAGAACCAGCGGCGUUUUUACUGGGCUAUGAUGUAUGAGUAUGCCGAUGUCAACAUGCUGCGACUACUGGAGACCUUCUUAGAAAGCGCCCCUCAGCUGGUGCUGCAGCUCUGCAUCAUGAUCCAGAGCAACAAGGCUGAGUGGCUGCAGUGUGUUUCUGCCAUGUCCUCUCUCCUGUCCCUGGCCUGGGUGCUAGCGUCUUACCACAAACUCCUGCGUGAUUCACGUGACGACAAGAAGAGCAUGAGUUAUCGAGGCGCCCUGGUGCAUCUCUUCUGGCGCCUUUUUACCAUCUCUUCACGGGUGCUCUCCUUUGCCCUAUUUGCCUCUGUUUUCCACAUCUACUUUGGCAUUUUUGUGGUGCUCCAUUGGUGUGCCAUGGCUUUCUGGGUCAUCCAUGGUGGCACCGACUUCUGCAUGUCCAAAUGGGAGGAGGUACUGUUCAACAUGGUGGUGGGCGUGGUCUAUGUCUUCUGCUGGUUCAAUGUACGUGAGGGCCGGACACGGUACAGAAUGGUGGCCUAUUACACAGUUGUACUGUUAGAGAAUGCCAUCCUCAGCUCCCUUUGGUAUAUGUACCGCGACCCAGCCACCACUGACGCCUAUGCCUCUUUUGCCCUCUGUGGCGUCUUCCUGUGCUUUGCCUCAGGUGUGGCCUGUAUGGUUCUCUAUUAUGGGGUUCUACAUCCCAUGGGCCCCCGGCUGAGGGUGCUGGCCAGCUCCUGCUGUGCUGAGCUGCUGUGGGGCCUUCCCUUACCCCCUGAGGCUGAGCCCAUGGCUCCCACACCAGGCCCACGUGGCUCCCAGGCCACUCCUACACGGGGUGUGGCAGGGGAACAUGUGGAGUCAGAUGAAACAGCCACGGACACCUGCCUUCCGGUUUUCCAGGUGAGGUCCACAGAGCCUGUGGAUGCAGCCGGUAGACCCAUCCAGGCUGAGGGUCCUCUCAUCAAGAUAGACAUGCCCAGAAAACGCUACCCAGCCUGGGAUGCACACUUUGUGGAUCGGCGCCUGCGCAGGACCAUAAAUGUGCUGCAGUACAUUAGCCCUAAUGCGGUGGGCAUCAGGUAUAGGGACGGGCCGCUUCUUUAUGAACUCCUGCAGUACGAAUCCUCCUUCUGA
Scomber japonicus (chub mackerel) is the source of this 1164-nucleotide messenger RNA. Its product is annotated as XK-related protein 6. The coding region runs from base 10 to 1164 and encodes 384 amino acids. Lineage: Eukaryota; Metazoa; Chordata; Actinopteri; Scombriformes; Scombridae. Gene Ontology annotation, biological process: engulfment of apoptotic cell; phosphatidylserine exposure on apoptotic cell surface; apoptotic process involved in development. The record is from RefSeq and is a predicted model, not a curated record. Gene Ontology annotation, cellular component: plasma membrane. The transcript has 2 exons.